UUUCUGAUUUUCUGAAUGUUUUGCUUUUCGUUUUUCAGUGCGAAUUGAGUACAUUUUCUUUUGUUUUUAAACCUUUAACCCUGUGGGAAUUCCGAUCCCUAGCGGAAAGUUGCAAUGGCAAAUAGUUCCAGCAGCGAAGAGCAACGUUUUAAUGCCUUCUACAGCGAGGUAAAACAAAUCGAGAAGCGCGACUCAGUUCUAACAUCCGAGCAACAAAUUGAACGACUGCUACGUCCUGGUGCCACGUAUUUUAAUUUAAACCCUUUUGAGGUACUUCAGCUUGAACCGGACACUCCUAUCGAACAAAUCAAGAAGAAAUACCGUAGCUUAUCUAUUCUGGUUCAUCCGGACAAAAACCAGGAUGAUAAAGACCGUGCUCAACAGGCAUUCGAAGUUGUCAAUAAGGCGUACAAGACGUUGGAAAACGAACUGACUCGCAAGCGGUGCCUUGAUGUGUACGAGGAAGCGAAAGAUCGCACCGAUAUGAUGAUUUCCGAAAAACGGAAAAAGCUUCGCAAGGAAGGUAAAUCGGACGCCAUACCGGAAGAUGACCCCGGUAAGUAUAAGCAUGCCGUUUACGUUAUGGUGAUGAAGCUAUUCGCCGAUAUGGAGCGCCGUCGCCAACAGCUGGAUCUUCGCGAUCAGGAGGAACGUAAACGGAAACGAGAACAGGAAAUCGAAGAAGAAGAGCAGCGAAACUAUCAGAAGGAGUGGCAGAAAAACUUUGAGGAAUCUCGACAGAAUCGGGUCAACAGCUGGCAGAAUUUCCGCGCGAAUGCCACCUCAUCGUCGUCGUCGUCGUCGUCGUCCUCGUCAGCACCCGGGUCCUCUUCGGCGGGGACAUUACUAAUGCCAACGGCAGCAAAGCCGAAAAAGGCCAAAAAAGCCAAGUACACCUCUUUCAAUCCACCCAAGAUCAAACCGGAAACGCGAUAAUUUCGAACAGUGACGAAAGUGAACUUGCUUUUCUGCUGGGGAUUUUUGGUACUAGCGGAUUCAAUAAGGUUUGCUUUUGUGUUAGUCGAAAAACGAAACUAAACUUGCAGACGGACGACAAUUUUAUUAUUUUUUUUACUUACCACAUCAUACAAACGCUUGAGAAUCGUAUUUUACAUCUGUACCUAGGUAUUUGCCUAUGACACAAGAAAAUAUUAUUGCAUUUUUUUCAAUCGCACUAACAUUUCGCUACAAAUGUUUCGUGAGAUUCUUGUGAACCUGGUUCGUCUAUCAAUUCAAAAUGAUCGUAACAAUUUAGCUAACAGUUAGGUGGAUGAAUAAAAGCUGCACCGAUCAUGGCGACGAAUCACAAUACCAAGUGUUCGAGGAUGAAUUUACAGUAGUAAUAAACCGA
This is a messenger RNA of Sabethes cyaneus, 1351 nucleotides long. RefSeq names its product dnaJ homolog subfamily C member 8. Lineage: Eukaryota; Metazoa; Arthropoda; Insecta; Diptera; Culicidae. The transcript has 2 exons. Gene Ontology annotation, cellular component: nucleus. The coding region runs from base 115 to 936 and encodes 273 amino acids. The record is from RefSeq and is a predicted model, not a curated record.